Molecule: messenger RNA, 6318 nt
Organism: Thalassophryne amazonica
Lineage: Eukaryota; Metazoa; Chordata; Actinopteri; Batrachoidiformes; Batrachoididae
Gene: npepps
Product: aminopeptidase puromycin sensitive
Exons: 23
Coding region: 48-2834 (928 amino acids)
Biological process (GO): proteolysis; peptide catabolic process
Cellular component (GO): cytoplasm
Molecular function (GO): peptide binding; zinc ion binding; metalloaminopeptidase activity
Source: RefSeq, a predicted model, not a curated record
GACGUAACGGCGCUCCGCUCGCAGCCUGUGAGGGUUCAGUUCAGUUGAUGUCGUUCGUGGGUCGCAGGGUUCCGCUGUUGGUGCUGUACACAGUCACUGUCCGCUGUCCUCUCGCAGUCCUGAAGCCCGUUCGGCUCGCCUGUAGCAUAAUAAACUUAAGAACUAGCACACACUGCACCGCUUUCUUCCGCGUACCGGGCCAAAAUCCAGCAGCUAUGACCGAAAAGAGGCCCUUCGUUCGGUUACCGACCGACGUGUGCCCCGUUAACUACGGCUUGUGCCUGAAACCCGACCUGAUUAACUUCACGUUCGAGGGCAAGCUGGAGGCUCAGGUGGAGGUUACACAAGCCACAAAUCAGAUUGUGAUGAACUGUGCUGACAUCGACAUCAUCACAGCCUCCUUUGCUCCACAGGGAGGAGUCGAAAUUAAUGCGACAGGAUUCAACUAUCAGAAUGAGGAUGAGAAAGUCACUCUGUCUUUUCCAAGCCCUCUGCACAAAGGCUCCGGCACAUUGAAGAUAGACUUUGUGGGGGAGCUGAAUGACAAAAUGAAGGGGUUCUAUAGAAGUAAAUACACAACCUCCGGAGGAGAAACUCGCUAUGCUGCGGUCACACAAUUUGAGGCCACGGAUGCUCGCAGAGCUUUUCCCUGUUGGGAUGAGCCGGCCAUCAAAGCCACGUUUGACAUCACUCUGAUAGUGCCGAAGGAUCGAGUCGCCUUGUCAAAUAUGAACGUCAUUGAACGAAAGCCGCAUCCAGAGGACCAGAACCUUAUUGAAGUGAAGUUUGACACCACACCCAUCAUGUCCACAUACCUUGUAGCUUUUGUGAUUGGCGAAUACGACUAUGUAGAGAGCCAGUCGUCAGACGGCGUAACGGUCCGUGUCUACACGCCCGUUGGGAAGGCAGAACAAGGCAGAUUUGCACUGGAGGUUGCGACAAAAACCUUACCGUUCUACAAGGACUACUUCAGUGUCCCUUAUCCUUUGCCUAAAAUUGAUCUUAUAGCCAUCGCCGAUUUUGCUGCUGGUGCCAUGGAAAACUGGGGCCUUGUUACCUACAGGGAGACGGCGCUUCUGAUUGACCCGAAGAACUCAUGUUCAUCCUCCAGGCAGUGGGUGGCUUUGGUUGUCGGACACGAACUGGCCCACCAGUGGUUUGGAAAUCUGGUCACCAUGGAAUGGUGGACUCAUCUGUGGCUCAAUGAGGGAUUUGCAUCCUGGAUCGAGUAUUUGUGCGUGGACCACUGUUUCCCAGAGUACGACAUCUGGACCCAGUUUGUCUCGGCUGACUACACCCGAGCGCUGGACCUGGACGCUCUGGACAACAGCCAUCCCAUAGAGGUAAAGGUCGGCCACCCCUCAGAGGUGGAUGAAAUCUUUGACGCCAUCUCUUACAGCAAAGGAGCGUCUGUGAUCCGCAUGUUGCACAAUUACAUCGGAGACGAGGAUUUUAGGAAAGGAAUGAAUGCUUACCUCCUGACGUUCCAACAUAAAAAUGCUUCUACAGAGGACCUUUGGAAGUGUCUGGAAGAGGUGAGCGGAAAACCCAUUGCUGCGGUGAUGAACUCUUGGACCAAGCAGAUGGGUUUCCCCAUCAUAGUGGUCGACCAGGAAUGGGUUGGUGACGAAUGCGUCCUUAAGAUAUCUCAAAAAAAAUUCUGUGCCAGUGGGCCACACAACGAAGAGGACUGCCCCAGCUGGAUGAUUCCUAUUAGUAUUUGUACCAGCGGGGAUCCAAAAUGCAGCAAAGAGGUUCUGCUGGACAGUCCUGAGACAACGGUUAACCUGAGUGGAGUCGGCCCAGAUCAGUGGGUGAAGGUCAACCCCGGCACCGUGGGUUUCUACCGUAUCCAGUACAGUUCGUCCAUGCUGGACAAUCUGCUGCCUGGCAUCAGAGACCUGUCCCUGUCUCCUGUGGACCGGCUCGGCCUGCAGAACGACCUCUUCUCUCUGUCCCGUGCAGGAAUGAUCAGCACGGUGGAGGUGCUCAAACUGAUGGAGGCAUUUGUGAAUGAGCCGAACUACACGGUGUGGAGCGACCUCAGCUGCAACCUGGGCGUGCUGUCCUCACUGCUGUCGCACACUGACUUCCACGAGGACAUCCAGGAGUUUAUUCGGGACCUCUUCACCCCCAUCGGCCUCAAGCUGAGCUGGGACUGCAAGCCAGGGGAAGGUCACUUGGAUGCCCUUUUGAGGAGUCUGGUCCUGGGGAAGCUGGGGAAGGCAGGACACAAACCCACGCUGGAGGAGGCGCGGCGGAGAUUUAAAGACCACGUGGAUAGCACGCAGGUUCUUCCCGCAGACCUCAGGAGCCCGGUGUAUUUAACAGUGCUGAAGCACGGGGACGCCGCCACGAUGGACACCAUGCUGAAGCUGCACAAACAGGCCGAGAUGCAGGAGGAGAAGAACCGUAUCGAGCGCGUGCUGGGUGCCAUCUCUGCCCCAGAACUCAUCCAGAACGUCCUCACCUUUGCCAUCUCGGAGGAGGUUCGCCCUCAGGACACGGUGUCAGUCAUUGGUGGCGUGGCAGGAAGUAGUAAACAAGGCCGGAAAGCUGCCUGGAAGUUUGUCAGGGACAACUGGGAGAUGCUUUACAACCGCUACCAGGGCGGCUUCCUCAUAUCACGACUCAUCAAGGUGACUGUUGAUGGGUUCGCUGUCGAUAAAAUGGCUGCUGAAGUGAAGAGUUUUUUUGAGAGCCACCCGGCGCCGUCGGCCGAGCGCACGGUGCAGCAGUGCUGCGAGAACAUCCUCCUCAACGCCGCCUGGCUCAAACGUGACGCAGACGACAUCCACCAGUAUCUACUGCAGCGCAAAGCGCCCCCCGUCUGAUCUGACCUGACUGCCCUCCCCCACGCGACCCCCCCCCCCCUCCUUUUCGGACCUCCCAGCAUUAUAGCUGCCUCGGCCCCUCCCCCUCAGAGUGGGAGCCCGGCGUGCACUAACAGCAAGCUUCAUUUCUAUACACAAACUCUUCAAAGACUUUCUACGUCUAAAGUUCACACCAGGAUUGUAGUUUAACACACACACACACACACCCCCACCCCCAAUUCUGUCCAGGUACACCAACGCUCGCUGAAACCUGACUGCGCCCUCCACUGCCGCCUCUAGGUUCAGGAAACUGUGAAUUUCCCUCUUUUAUGUGCAGGUUUUUGUUUGUUUUUCUUGAACCCGACUGGUUUAGCGUUAUUGUUCUAACCUGAAGAAAAUAUAUUAACACAAAUUUGGGGCUUGAAAUUUGGUGCACUACAAAUGUACCAAUAUCAGCUGCAAGGGGGCGCUGUGGUAGGCGUGAACUCUAGUACUGCUCCUCAUGAUCAGUGUCUAUAUUUGUCACUUUGUCUCAGAUGUUCAAGCAAAAUGUUAACGAUUUAAAAAAAAAAAAAAAAAAAAACCUCCAAUUAAAGAUUUUUGAGCAGCAACUCCAAAAGUACACUUGAAGUCGUCGAGUUGCGUCACUGCUUGAAUUAAAGUGUUUCAGGUUUUUGAUUCUAUUAGAAUAUAGAUGACCCCCGUGUACACCUGAGUAGAACCAAACAGAACCUUAUGGUUCCAUCAGAGAGGUGGAGCAGUAACAGAACCUGCAUGGUUACGUUAGCUCUUCUUCCAGUGGUUUCUGGGACGAGUCCUUCAGGUGUUCUUCUCGCUGGGCUUUGGGUUCAUGUUUUCUGCAUUUAGAGAUGAUGGUUCUUCUCACUGUGGUUCUGUGGUGCACCAGGACCUGAUCAGACCUUCUCACCUUUUCCAGAUGUAAUCCAGACACGGGUCUCCUGAGAUUUAUCAGUACACUGACAGCCUGACCUCUGACCCCGUAUUAUUUAGGUCACUGAGGCAGACUGCAAAUUUUUUUUUUUUGGUCCCAUUUGUUGUAAAAGUCAGUUUUGAUCUUUGCAUCGUGUGCUGCUCAUUGAGGCCCUUUCAGUCUGUUUGAUCAUUUCUUCUUCUGAAGUGACGUUCACGUUGAGGAGCUGCAGGAAUCCAACCUGCAACCCAAACUAACCCAGCUGCUGGUUAAACUUUAACUUCACCUUCAAUAAAUUUAUUGCAAACAUCUCCUGCUCACUCGGGUCAUAUUUGUUUUGUGUUGGAACAUCUGAGACAAAUAUGAAAAACUGAACUGCACCUCCCCCUCCGGUACAAGACACACCCACUUCUGCUUGAACAGAAUGAACUGGUGUUGGAAAAAAACGAAAUGAUUUACAUGCUGCUUGCUUAGCUUUUUUUUUCCCCUUCAUAUCCUUAUUUUGAUUUAUUUCCCAAAGUUGGUGAAGACAGGUGGCGCUGUAGCUGUGUUUUUAUUUGAAUGCAAUUGUCUCAUUAACACUUUAUUAUCACAUACAUUCAUCACCUUUUAAGGCAGCUGUUUUAAUCCAAGUCCGGAGAUUAAAGGCAGUUAAGGGCACGUUUUAAAUAAGAUUCUUCUUGUUUGGUUUGCAGGAUUACCCAGACGGAUCACCUGAGCUUCACUGAACUUUGGGUGCAGGUUGCACCUAAGGGGAAAUUUAAAUUUAGGGUGGACUUGUGGACAAAAGGGUGGAGCCCAAAAAUGUGAAAGAAAAUCAUUAGAGAGCCAAGAAACCUAGAGAGCAUUCUAUUAAAGAAUAAAAUAAUCAAUCCAAAUCAGCCAAACCAAUUUUCAUGAAAUCAUUGGUAACAAUCCUGAUUUGCACGAAAUUGUGCAAAAUUUUGUGAAUAGUUUUGGAAGUAGGCGUGGGUGUACCCAGAACAUUUUACAGUAAAACAGUUUCAUGUAUAUAACUGUGAAAAUGUUGGGUCUGAUCUGGAACUAUUACAUUUAUUUGAAACUAAGGAAACUUAAUUUUUGUGUUUCUGUGAGGAAAAGUGCUAAUUCCUGGAGCCCAUUUUCCCAAAAUCUUGCUGAAAAAUUUUAAGUAUGUGAUCUGGAAUAAUGAUGUUUUUGGGUAUAUGCAAACAAAGGUGUGGAUCCCAGGACAUCUUAAAAUAUUUGUAUGUCAAAACCAGAUUUAUUUAUUUUUUAAUACGAAGAAAUUAAUAAUUUUGUUUAACAGAACUUUUCUUGAACUUUAUCGCAUUCCUUCAUGGGUGCAUUCAACAGUAUCAAUGGAUCACAAUGAUGAGGACAAAUUUCCACCCGUUUCCUCUUGUAACGACCUUCCGGUGGGGGGUGGGUGCGCAUCAUCAGUGUGAAAUGCUCCACUGGCGUUUACCUGCCGCGGUCGGCUUCUCAGACUUUUUCACGUGCACAUUUUGCGGUUCAGUGCCGGCGGUCAUUUUCCAGACUAAAAAGUAAGAAAAAAAAUCUUUGCUGAGUCUUGAUGGAUUAAUUUCACUGUGACAUUCAAUAACUUAAUUAUGAAAUGAGUUUGCCGAUACUUGAAACCUCGGGACAGUUAAUCCCUCUUUAGUCUACAGUACGGGCUCUGUAACAGAAUCCGUGUCGGUACUUGUUGGCGCCGACCACACCAGGUUCCAGGUUGGUGCAGGUUUGGUUUGACGGGGCGUCCUCGUAAAAGUAUGCGUGCUUACAUUAAUUUUAUGAAGGUUUUGUGGUUUGUGUUGGCUGUUGGUCUCUCUGGAUCCUUUGUUCUGUUUCUGGUUGGAUCUGGCAGAAUGGAGUUGUUAAUUCUCUUACAUUAUAAUUUCCAAUUCGGUGGUAAAGGAGCUGAUUCUGCACUGCUAAUAUAAACUGUUAGGAUGAGGCGAGUAGCACUACCAAGAUACUAAAAUUUAAACUAUUUCCAGAAUGUGUUCCUUUAAGAAAAAAAAAAUGGCAAUGUUGAUGGGAUCUUCAGGAAGCGUCUAAAAAUCUGAUGAUUUUGCGCCCUGAACGAAACGCUAACUGUUUAACGUGUUUUUAUAAAACAUGCGCUGAUUCUGUUUAAUUGUUGAUAGUCUUUUAUUUUGAAGGAGAAAGGACUACAGUACUACUUCUCGCUGCCUUUUUCUUUUAAGGUGUCAUUCCUUGUAGGGUGAAGUCUGGCUCACUCAGGACUUCGCGGACGUGGCGGAUUGACUCGACUCUGCUUUGAGCUCGGAAGCCUUAAACUGGUCGUCCGAUGGGCGGUUAUUAUUAAUUACAUUGACGUCUUGAUCGUUAAAUCCACACAUCAAUCGUAUCUAACAUAAAGCAGACUUGUUGAACGAGUAAAUCUGUAGAAUUUUACAAUUCAAUGUUUGGGGUUUUUUUUUUUUUUUUUUGCAAAUGUUCCCACAGAGUCGCUCUGACCCUUUCAUUGAGACACUUUGUACCCACAACAUUUUUUCUUUGUUUAAAAACUACCGUUGGUGUUCAUUAAAGUGAAAAAUUAUAAUUAAAACAACUGCUGUGACAUUA